Molecule: messenger RNA, 711 nt
Organism: Etheostoma spectabile (orangethroat darter)
Lineage: Eukaryota; Metazoa; Chordata; Actinopteri; Perciformes; Percidae
Product: DET1- and DDB1-associated protein 1
Exons: 5
Coding region: 354-665 (103 amino acids)
Biological process (GO): positive regulation of proteasomal ubiquitin-dependent protein catabolic process
Cellular component (GO): Cul4-RING E3 ubiquitin ligase complex
Source: RefSeq, a predicted model, not a curated record
CUACCACUGUACGUCGAAUCUUGGAAGGUAACCGCCCCGAACAGACGAACAACAAAAAUGGAGUUGUGAACUAGUAACAAGUUAGCUUCAAAGCACGUUCAGUUCAGUUUUGGUGUAAUUACUUUUACAUGAGUGGAAGUUUCCAGCUGAUUGAAGUGGCGUGAUGCAAUUAUAUCGAAGUCAUACGUAGUUAAGUCGUAAGAAGCUGUCAAACGGGUAAACGAACCAGUAUCUUGGCUACGACAAAGACAACAAGGCUUAGUUAGCUUGCUAGCUUAAACGGUAGCAUCUGCUCCUUUUCCCUCUACCGUUAGCUAGCUAGUUAACGAACGAAGAGCGUGACUCGGACAGAAAUGGAGAAGUCAGAUUUCUUGAAGGGACUACCAGUCUACAACAAGAAUAACUUCAGCAGGUUCCACGCAGACUCUGUAUGUAAAGCAUCAAACCGCCGACCAUCUGUGUAUCUUCCAACCCGGGAAUAUCCAUCAGAGCAGAUCAUUGUCACAGAGAAGACAAACAUCCUAUUGCGAUAUCUUCAUCAACAGUGGGACAAAAAGAAUUCAGCAAAAAAGCGAGAGCAGGAACAAGUAGAGGGGGGGGAGAACACGGCGCCGCCACGGAAAAUCGCCAGAACUGACAGUCGGGAACGGAAUGAGGAUUCGUGAAUUGCUGUGCUGUUGAUGCACACCCAGCAGAGACUGCCCUACACAA